AUGUGCGUUUACUAUCACUUCCACGAUGGACUCAGCGAAGAUAUCAAUGCAAUUGUCUAUGCUCUGAGGCUAUGGGCGGUAGAGAAUUACGACCCCACCGGUAUCCACUCUCGUCCAAAGCCUACCGUCACCGAAAACAAAAACCUCUCUUCUCAAGAACUUCGCCCAGGAGCUCCAAAUAAGAAGGCAUGGAAUAAAUUUCGCGAGUCUUGGUGGCGGAAGAUGCAACCCAUGGGUUUACAAUGGACCACCAAGUUCGACAUCCAGGAUCGAGUAGUCAUAUGGCGUGGUAGGCUGGACGACAAAUCGAAAAAUUGCACUGGUCGGGGAAUUCAUGAUUACAUCUCCAUUGGUGGUCCGACAUUUGCAGAGCAGACAAUCGAGCUUAUCAAAACGGAAAUAUGGACGAGGGACAUUGAAAAGGCCAUGUCUGGAUUGAAACUCAUGUCCAUGAAAGACUGGGAGUGGCUUGACAGGAUCGAUGACGAAAUGCAAGGGAGGUAUGAGCAGGCGGAGAAGAGAAAGAACAAGAACAAGAAUAAGAACAAGAGAAGGAAAGAGAACAAGAAGAACAAGAAAGCCGCGGAAUCGUCUGCAGUACCAAAGAAUGGUAAAGAUGCGGCUUCGGAAGGACCCAGGGAAGGACACGAGACUACCGGAAGACAAGAACCUAAGACGGAAGGCUUUCAUACAGACGAAGAUGUGGUGAAUGAAGAUAUGGCCGAGCCAGAAAAUCUUAUAAAGACCGGGGAUGGGGACAAAGCUUUGGAAGCAAAAGCUGCUCUGCUCACUACAGACAACGAAGUUGAAGCUCUCUCUGAAGAAAAAGCCGGGCUUGAGAUUAGAGGUUGGCUUAACGAUAUUGCUAUACUCGGCAACUAUCAGAUACCAGGUAUUAUUCAAUCUCAGCAACAAGCUACCUCUGAAGAAAAAGACGGGCUCGAGAUUGGAGAUUGGCUUGACGAAAUUGCUACACUCGGCAACUACCAGAUACCGGCUGGAGGUAUUAUUCAAUCUCAGAAACACCGUCAAGAUCAACAAACCGAAUUCACUCCCCAAGUGACCGAUCGAGAAGAAGAGGCACAGAACAAGCAACAGCAAGCAGGACCGGAAACAACAGUAAUGGCUGCGCUGUAUAGGCAGCUUGACGGGAACGCCUGAGAGCAGACCAGGCUACACAGGAAGCGGAAGCACUGCGCCAAAAGCUGGAGGAAGUCGAGGCCAAACUUGCCCAAGCGAAAUCAAGGGAGGCCACUCUUACGCAGGAGCGAAACGAGGCUGAGAGAGAGGCUGCGAGAGCUAUCCACGCAUUUCUGGAAGCAAACGAAAAGGCCGAACAACAGCAUCAGAAGCAUGGGGAGGACCCGAAUGAAUUUUCUCUAUGGGCAAAGGAGGCCUUACCAUGGCCCCCUAUAGCCGAAGCACCCCCCCAACCCGCAAAGCAGCCCCAUACCCUCGAGAAAAUCGAGGAAGAACUCACGAAAGACAUGCGGCUCGCUCAGGAGCAACUUAGAGCUCAGGAAGCAGACCAAAGAGCCGAGCAAGAGCGCAAGCGACGGGAAGAGGUGGAGGCGGAGCUGGAUCUCGGGUAUCGACAUAAACUCCAGGGGUUUGAGUUUGUCAAGAAACUCAACCUCGAGUACCACGAGCAGAAGGAGAAGCGGGAGGAAGCGGAGGAAAGGCUUGCCUCCCUGCGUGAGGAGGCGACUGUUACGAGAGAGGUGUGGAAACAUGUCGCGGCGCUGCGGGAGAUGUUUUCUAAUGACCAGAUUGAGGAUAUCGUGAAGAGGUUGCUGGAUGCGGCGAAGAAGUCGGAGAUGCAUAGGUUGGGCAUUAAAGCUGACCUUCCGGAGGAGGUUUUGGAGGGGAUUAGAGGCGAGAGUGAGGUGUGGCUGGAGGAGGAAAUGGGUCGUGUUGGGGAGAGUGUGACGAGUGCGGUGAGGGUUUGGGUGAGGGAGGAGAUUAAGUUGGCGGUUUUUGCGAUCCAGAUGAAGGUUAAGGAGCGGAUUGAGGAAGAGGAUGAGAAGGAUGUUGUGGAGAAGCGAGGCCCGCGGAUGGCUUGGAGGGUAAAUUAG
Messenger RNA from Hymenoscyphus albidus, 2075 nucleotides. NCBI's taxonomy places the organism in Eukaryota, Fungi, Ascomycota, Leotiomycetes, Helotiales, Helotiaceae. The record is from the annotation of a GenBank genome assembly.